Messenger RNA from Copidosoma floridanum, 621 nucleotides. It is a transcript of the gene mRpL55, whose product is annotated as mitochondrial ribosomal protein L55. Gene Ontology annotation, molecular function: structural constituent of ribosome. NCBI's taxonomy places the organism in Eukaryota, Metazoa, Arthropoda, Insecta, Hymenoptera, Encyrtidae. Gene Ontology annotation, cellular component: mitochondrial large ribosomal subunit. Gene Ontology annotation, biological process: translation. The record is from RefSeq and is a predicted model, not a curated record.
GUGACACUGUCGUCGUUUUGUUAUUUUCUCCAUUUCGUUUUAUUUGAAUCUAUAAAGUGAGUUUCAAUUCAGGAUUUGCCAUUCAGAUAGCAAAGUACUUGGCAAUACACAAUUCGUGAUUUUAACGAGCACUACUGCUUAGAAUGUCUUCCAAGGUUUCAUUACUUUUAAAACCUGUUAAGGUAUUUGUGCAAUCUUCAAGAAACAUCAAUUGCUGGAUAGCUGCAAUCACACGACCUCAUAGAAAAAUUUACCUCAACACAUACCCAACAAUAAUGCAACUUCCAGAUGGUAGCACGAUAAAUAUACCAUACCAUUGUCCUAUUGGAGUCAUUAAGCUGCCACUGGACCUGUCAACUUUGACAGAAGAACAGAAAAAAGCGAGAUUGAUGAAAAGAAUACCUAAAACCACAGUUAAAAUUCAAGAGGACAUUGAAGAUGACUUCGAUAGUAGUCGUUAUGUCAAAUAUACCAAAAAAAAAUAAAUUCCCUAUAUGUGUUACCAUUGUCUCAUGAAUGCAAUAGAGAAACACUUAUAAAAAACAUCUCGCCAGUAAGUGAACAAACAAUUAAUUUUUGUAAAUACGCUUCACACAAUUAUAGUUGAAAUCAUGAGGUUUC